AUGAAUUUAAACUUGAUUUUUGAUAUUUUAAUCUUAAUACUCACAUCGCUGGGUUCUCUUGCUUUUAUUAUACUUAUUGUAUCGAUCUUUAUUCGUAUUCGUCCAUUCGCAUCAAAUGUUGCACUUAUUUUAACAUGCAAUACUUGUGUGGCAGGACUUAUGUGUUGUAUAGGCCUGCUCGUUAUGUAUGCCUAUACUCUGUAUGGUGAUCUUUAUUCUACUGACACAUUGGAAAAUGAUUGGUGUUUGAUUCGCGCUUAUCUUCUAGACGUAGUUGCUUGCGCCUUGUAUCAUUCAUAUGUUCUUCAAGCUAUUUUUCGAUUUUGUCGCAUUGUCUUUUAUCAGAAAAAGAAACUUCAAUCACUCGGUGUUUCAUGUAUUGCGAUUAUUAUACAAUGGUUAUUAGCAUUUCUUUUCAUUCUUCCAAAUUUUCUCUUACAUGAUUUUGUGUAUCUUCCUAGUGAAUAUCAUUGUCAAGUACCUUUGACAAAUUUUCGCGCGCUUCUUAUGAUGGGAUCAAUUGUUUAUUUUAUUCCUAUAGGUGUUGUGUCUUUAAUGCAUAUUUAUCUUAUUCAAUUUAUUCGUCAAUCGUCACAAAGACUACAAAAUCGACAAAGACAAAAUAAACGAGAUUUUAUUGUUAUUAAAAGAAUUUUAAGUCUUCUUAUGAUUUUUGCUAUCAUGUGUUUUCCGUCAGUUUUACUUUGGCUCAUUAAUAUAAUCACGCAUGAUCUACCACCGAUGUCUCAUGAUAUAGAAUGGUUGACUAUAUCCAUUUGUAUGAGUAUUGUACCUGUUGCUAUUGUACUCAUCACACCACAAAUCAAUCGCAUGUUCAAGACAAAUCGAACACAAGUACAUACCAUCGCGACAGUAAGAAUUGGUCAACAUGAAAUGACAGACAGGAUUCGACCUUUGGCGGAACAUAGACUAUGA
Adineta steineri is the source of this 936-nucleotide messenger RNA. NCBI's taxonomy places the organism in Eukaryota, Metazoa, Rotifera, Eurotatoria, Adinetida, Adinetidae. The record is from the annotation of a GenBank genome assembly.